This is a messenger RNA of Puccinia triticina, 381 nucleotides long. RefSeq lists its product as uncharacterized. NCBI's taxonomy places the organism in Eukaryota, Fungi, Basidiomycota, Pucciniomycetes, Pucciniales, Pucciniaceae. The record is from RefSeq and is a predicted model, not a curated record. Bases 1 to 381 code for a protein of 126 amino acids. The transcript is spliced from 2 exons.
AUGGAUUCACCGACCAAGCUGGCCUCCGAUGUGGUCAUCCCCGACUCGCAAGAUCUCCCUGAAACUUUCCAAACCGGCGCCACAGGUUACGGAACAGACCCCAUAGCCGCAUGCAACUCCGUCUCCUCCACGAUCCACCUCACUUACUCCGUCUGGGUCCGAAAGCAAUGGCUUUAUGAAUCCCAGAUUGAGUUAGAGCAAAACACUUACGUGCACGUUGAAGACAACAAAAUCUCACCGUUAGCAGCCUCCUCGAACUGGACCAUCCAGGCUUUCAAGAAGGCCGCAAUCAAAGCCCUUGAGGAUACCCAGAUCUUCAAUAUAUGCCGCAUCAUGUUGACCGCGGAACAGGCCGGCGAGCUCGAGUGGCACAAUUUCUAA